Schistocerca nitens (vagrant locust) is the source of this 1923-nucleotide messenger RNA. RefSeq lists its product as uncharacterized. The record is from RefSeq and is a predicted model, not a curated record. The coding region runs from base 383 to 838 and encodes 151 amino acids. The transcript is spliced from 4 exons. NCBI's taxonomy places the organism in Eukaryota, Metazoa, Arthropoda, Insecta, Orthoptera, Acrididae.
UUCUUCAUCAUGUUUAAAUCGGGUGAAGUUUUUAAUUAUAUUGGCGUACGCAAUUGAAGUCUGUUGGGAAACGAUAUGUUCUGAGUGCUAGUUUUCAACGUGUGUCUGUCAACUGUUUCUGGUCGACUGUUCGAACUAGAGAACGUUAUCGAUUAUUUUGUUGAUUUGAUUCGGCUGAUGCUUUUAAUGAACCUCUCUGGAGAACGAGUGGCAGUUUCCCACGUCGCAGCCCUAUGGAAUCACCUGUGACAGCUCGAUGAGCGAUUACACGAGGUAGCAGCCUUAUCACAGUAGUCUGAGAGGCUGGUUCUUCAUUCACUUGAUAACAGCGUAGCAGCUAGUGUCGAACGUUUUUAUUACUGACCUCGGCGAGACAUUCGCAAUGACGUGCACGGCAUUUCUUCAGAAAUGGAAACUGCUCACUUUCUUCAUUCUGCUCACUGUUGCACCCUCGUAUGUGGAGUGCUCCUAUAGCGUCCGUGAUGAUGAAGGCUGCCAGGAGAGAUCGUGCAGCACGUGCAGCAGGUCGCCGGCGUGCACCGUUAACCACUCUUCGCGAGGAGGGGCGACGCACAGGUGCUCCGCUGUCGAGGCGCCGGGCAGGCUUCCGCGGCCGGCCGCCUGGCUGCUUGUGGCGCUGCUGUCUGCGCUCGCAGGCGGCACUGCCUGCUGGCUCGCCAACCUAUUGGCGCCACCGCCCGGCUGCGGUCGCAAAACGUGCAGGCAGCGCUCUCCACGAGAUCUCCAGCUUCCAGCAGAUACGUCGGGAACUCGUAACAGGACAGGACAACAGGCGCAGACCGACAUGCCAGGCAACAGCCAACUCGGUGCCACGUGACUACCACCAUCUGGUCGUUGUCGACUACUUGGCAGUGGCGUCAAAUCGAUGAAUAUGCACUGUUCGUCAAGGCGAUAUAUACUGGCUGCGUCCUGUAGGUUACGGCUCUAUUUAAUGUCGCAUAAUCAGAAGAUUGCGUAAAAUCACUCAUCAUUAAAUCCUUUACAAUGACUGCCUGUCCUGUGGAUUAGAUGCAUGUGGAAAGAACACACAGAGGAGAUGAAAGAAAACUGGACACCUGACAUCACGAUUCCUUGCAUACUAGAAAUACAAAUGUUCGUAGCAAAGUUUCAUUCUGUGAUAAUUACCGGUGAGAUAUAGAAGGCAAAGAAUGGCAACAUGGUAACAUUGUAGUGCCAUGUGCAGCAGGUACUUUCAUUUCGUAUGGUAUACUCUAGGUUCAGAUGUGGUAGACAAAGUGGUGCUAAAAAUACACUUAAAUAUAUGGUUAUGUGACACUUGACUAUCGAAGGGGUCCAUCCUAGGAGAAUUAUGAAUUCAGUAGUGAACGAUAAGAAAAAAGAUGUGGACCAAAAAACGGCCUGUGAUUUUUUACUUUGGGAGAUCGAUUACAACUGGAGAAGGGGAAGCCGAUGUUGAUAGUGGAAUGGAAUGGGCAGAAAAUGAAAGCGCGUGGUGAAGAAAACAGCAAAUCUUCCAAAUUGCCACUCUUUGACCACCAGUUUUUAUCAAAAUAUCCCAAGGACCCAAAAUUGUCACAGAUAUUUUUGUAUUGCUAGCGUGCAAGGAACCAUAUUGUGAAGUGUGUGCGAAUUUGGUUUCCCCGCAUAUGCUAUCAAACAAGCUGUUAGCACAGUUAUAUAAGCAAGAAAGUAUUUAUUUAGCUUGUUCUUAAAAGAAAAACUUACACAAAUAAGAUUAAAAAAAGAAAGAUUAUUUAUUUUAGUUCAUCCUGUAUAUCUUAUUAUGUUAGUAUUAAGCGAUAGCAGUGUGAUAUAAUUAAUUAUUUAUUUUAUGGCAACUAUAAAAAAUAAUACACAAACAACUGAACAGUUGUGCAAUGUAAAAUUAAGCUUUGCUCUAUGAUUUCGGAAAACAAUAUCAAAUACAAGCGCCAAAUUAAA